GCAGCGCGGCCACCGCCCCCGAGCAUAUCCGCGGCGGACCGGAAGCGGCGGCCCUUUCCCGGCGGAGCGCAGCCAUGGCCCGCGGCCCCAAGAAGCACCUGAAGCGCGUGGCUGCGCCCAAGCACUGGAUGCUGGACAAGCUGACGGGCGUGUUCGCACCCCGUCCAUCGACAGGCCCUCACAAGCUGAGGGAGUGCCUGCCACUCAUCAUCUUCCUGCGGAACCGGCUGAAAUAUGCCCUGACGGGAGACGAGGUCAAGAAGAUCUGCAUGCAGAGGUUCAUCAAGAUCGACGGCAAAGUCCGCACAGACAUCACCUACCCUGCGGGCUUCAUGGAUGUCAUCAGCAUUGAGAAGACGGGGGAGCAUUUCCGCCUGGUGUACGAUACCAAGGGCCGGUUUGCUGUUCACCGCAUCACAGCUGAGGAGGCCAAGUACAAGCUGUGCAAGGUGAGGAAGAUCUUUGUGGGCACCAAAGGAAUCCCUCACCUGGUCACCCACGAUGCCCGCACCAUCCGCUAUCCAGACCCCCUCAUCAAGGUGAAUGACACGGUGCAGAUUGACCUGGAGACAGGCAAGAUCACAGAUUUCAUCAAGUUUGACACAGGUAACCUGUGCAUGGUCACUGGUGGUGCCAACUUGGGCCGUAUUGGGGUGAUCACCAACCGGGAGAGACACCCUGGCUCAUUUGAUGUGGUUCAUGUGAAGGAUGCCAAUGGCAAUAGCUUCGCCACCAGGCUCUCCAAUAUCUUCGUUAUUGGCAAGGGCAACAAGCCAUGGAUCUCCCUGCCUCGUGGAAAGGGCAUCCGCCUGACCAUUGCUGAAGAGAGAGACAAGAGACUGGCAGCCAAGCAGAGCAGCGGGUGAAGCCCAGCUCAGGCCAGCGCUGGUCUUUGCAGUAUCUGAUUAAACCAUUUACCAAA
Molecule: messenger RNA, 922 nt
Organism: Columba livia (rock pigeon)
Lineage: Eukaryota; Metazoa; Chordata; Aves; Columbiformes; Columbidae
Gene: RPS4X
Product: ribosomal protein S4 X-linked
Exons: 7
Coding region: 75-866 (263 amino acids)
Biological process (GO): translation
Cellular component (GO): ribosome; cytosolic small ribosomal subunit
Molecular function (GO): structural constituent of ribosome; RNA binding
Source: RefSeq, a predicted model, not a curated record